AUGGCUACUCUCCACCACCCCCAUCCCUAUUACGUCAUUGUUCUUUUCUCGUUCGCACUUCAGAGAGCUGCAACCACAGAGCAUCACCUACCGAGAAAAAUCGACUUCGAGAAGGAAUUAAAAAAUGGCAGCUUCCCCAUACCACAUCCUGUUUUUCUGGUGUCUUUGGUUAUGUUUGUGGUGGCCUUCGUUUUUAUAGCGCUGUGUUUGGGCAAGAAUAAAGACAAAAACAUGACAGAAGAGGAGAAGAGGAAGGCGAAAGCCGCGAAAAAAGCUGCAAAAGACGCAGAAAAUGCGCGAAAAAAAGCGGAAAAGGAACAAAAAAAGCUGGAAAAAAGGAAGAAGAAAGAGGAGGCCAAGAGGUUAAAGAUGGAGAGGAAGAAUAAAGGAAAGAAGGUGGAACCUGUGGCCAAGCCCGCCGCUCCACCGACCACUGUGAACAACCCGCCACCUGCCGACAACAUCAACAAUCACAACAACGUUACUAAUCCCAACGUCAGCAACAACAACAACAACAGUGCCGUACCGAUUGUUCAAUGCAAAGACUUCAACCAAAACGAAAACAAUAUACAGAAAGCGGAGCUCACUCAGCCGCAGGUCCACGUAAAUUUUGUCGACGGUACAAAACCAAGCAUCCUCCGGCCAAACGUACCCCCAACUGACCCCAAACUACGGGCCUCAAUGGACUCAGUGGUAGCAGCUCUGAAAGACAAACAAGCUACUAAUGAGAGUUGUAAAAAUUGUUGUAAUUGUAACUGUAGGCUGAACGUGCAGUCGAACCCGCCGAUUUCGGAUGACAGCAACUUAAAAACCACCACCAACAACAACAACAUUGGCGCAUACAUCAAUAACAAUAGCAACAACAACAGCAACAACAACAACAACGAGAUGAUAAGCAAAGUUAAGAUGAAUGAACUGAAGACAUAUUUCAAGAGCAAGACCCCAUCAACAUCCGGACCGGCAACACAAACCGCCCAAUCCUUCUCUCACAACUCAAAAAAAAGUCCCAACGCCGUCAACAAUCCUGUCGGGACAGUCGGUACAAAAAACUCAAGUACCGUUGGUAACACGCCGAGUCAGUUCGGUAUGCCGAAAUCGAUAAGUUUGUUUAAAUUUGGUGACAACAUAGACAACGCCCCAAAGCAGCAGCAACAACAACAACAAACAUCGUCAUACGUUAAUGGUAAUAACACUUCAAAAAACCCGAUUAUAGCAAAUGCUGAUACUAGAAAUGCUGCUACUACUACUCCUACUACAACUACUACUACUACUAGCAUUCCUUCAACUACUACUACUAUUACCAACAACCACACGACAACGACGACGUCAUCAGCUCCGAUCCCGCUAAAUAUCAAAAGAAACAUUUCAGUGAUGGGCAAAAAUCCGAAUGGUGUACCGACUCGGCCCGGUGAAGAUGUCGGUCCAUUUCAAAUUCGCUGUACCGAACUCGUAGAAUUCCCCGACAUCGAAACGUUUCGCCACUGCGCCGGCGGACGCUCGGCGUUCGACGAUUAUGACGCUAUGGACAAUUUCGGCCAAAAUUCUUUUUUAUCCUUUCUGUACCCGCGAGCCAAACAGCAAAAACAACUCCAACAACAACCACAGCCGCCACAACAACCUCUUGAUCUGACUAAACCAUCAUUAUACAGAACAGCAAGCGGGAACAACCUGGCAUCAACUGCCCAUCACAGCAACAGCAUCAACUAUUACCACAAUAACAGCAAUAACAUCAACAACUUGGAUGACGACAAAUCAAUCUACUUGACGCCUCACGAUCGAAUUUCACUUUUAAACAUUCAAAAAAGCAGAAAAAGAUCAAGUAGUACAAGCGACUUAAUCCCAUGCAACAGACAACUUGCGCACUGCAACAACAACAACAACAACAAUAACAACAACAACAACAAUAAUAAUAAAUAUAAUUUUUCUCAACCCAUCUACAAGACAGCAGCUGAAGCAAAUGGUCAGCAGCUAGCAGCCAAUAGCACGGCGAUGCCAGCUAGAGAAAGCACGCAUUCAUCAUUAAACGCCGAUGAUAACUCCAAAAUUGAUUGCUUGAAGAACAACACAAUCGAUAAUAAUAAUAAUUACUAUAAUAAUAACGUUAAUAAUAAUAAUGGUAAUAAUAAUAAUGGUAGUGGUGGUUUUUUCAGACGGUUUAGUAAAACCGUAUCCGGCUUGUUGUUUGGCGAUGAAGUGGCUUCCGCAACGACACUACCAACAACGACAUCUGAUACUGCAUCUUCUGUCAGUUUGCCACCGAUGUUUGCACAACAACCACAACAGCAACUAAAACAGCUACAACAGCAGCAGCAUCAACAACAACUGCAGCCACAACAGCAGCAGCAUCAACUACUGCAGCCACAACAGCAGCUACAACAGCAGCUGCAGCUGCAACAAACACAACCACAACAGCAGCUACAACAACCACAACAGCAACUGCAGCUGCAACCACAACAGAAGCAACAACAACUAAAUACUGAUAUGUACUAUAACAAUUUUGCGAAGACAACAACAGCCACAGUGACUACUACUACAGCUACAAACGCUUCCAUUGCUACAAUUACAACGCCCGUAAUGUUUGCUCAACAAAAUCAGCAACAACAACAACAUCAACAACAACAAAUUUCAACAAACAAAAAUAAUUCACAGCCCAACAAAGAAAUGCAGACGCUAAGCGCCCAGCAGCUGCUAAUGUUAGCUGCCCAGUUAGCUGCUGAAAACAAUUUGUUACCUGCUACUACAGUUACGACAGCAGCGUCUGCAACUAAAACUACAACUGCUACUACAUUUACUGCUGCUGUUGCUGCUACUACUACAACUAUUUUUUCUACUCCAACUACAUUUCAGACUCCUCCCGAAGUGAGUAUAGCAUUACCUUCCUUUUCCACAUCAUCUCCAGUCACUUUUUCAUUGACAACCUCGCCAUAUUCAAUACUCUCAGCUGCAGACGCUUCAACAACAACGUCAACAUUUUUGGCGCCAAAACUAACAACGACAUCAUCGUUAUCAUCAUCAUUGGCACCCUCUCUUACGAUGACUAUUUCAGCCCUACCAUCAAAGCCUAUAUCUUCCUUCUUUGUUUCUUCAUCUUUCAAUCAAACUACAACAAUGACAACAACUUUCACCGACAAUAACCCUGUCUUAUAUUUGCCAGAAAGAAGCGAAAAACCGAUAUUAGUUCAGAAUCAAAAAUUGAACGAGCAAUUACCUCAACAACAACAACAACAACAAUUUAUGCAAAAUCAAAAGAAUUAUGAAUAUUUGCAGUACAUGGAGCAACAACUUUACGAACAUCAACCUCAACAACAACAACAUCAGCAGCUACAACAGCUCUAG
Helobdella robusta is the source of this 3336-nucleotide messenger RNA. RefSeq lists its product as hypothetical. Gene Ontology annotation, cellular component: nucleus; SWI/SNF complex. Gene Ontology annotation, biological process: regulation of transcription by RNA polymerase II. The transcript is spliced from 5 exons. NCBI's taxonomy places the organism in Eukaryota, Metazoa, Annelida, Clitellata, Rhynchobdellida, Glossiphoniidae. The coding region runs from base 1 to 3336 and encodes 1111 amino acids. The record is from RefSeq and is a predicted model, not a curated record. Gene Ontology annotation, molecular function: transcription coregulator activity.